Molecule: messenger RNA, 456 nt
Organism: Spodoptera littoralis (African cotton leafworm)
Lineage: Eukaryota; Metazoa; Arthropoda; Insecta; Lepidoptera; Noctuidae
Source: the annotation of a GenBank genome assembly
AUGGAUUUGACGGCGUCGUUAUUAACAUUUGCAAUGUUUUGGAAAUUGUCAUGGAGUUUACAGUGCUACACGUGCAAUCCAGAACACGAGACGCUGCCGUGUCUGUCGUUCGACUACAGCAGCAAAUACUUGACGGAGUGUAAGCUCUCCACCAUGUGCUUCAAAAAGGUCACCACGCUGGAAUUCAGUCAGGGAUUGACAUCGGAGAGUAUAACGAGAGGCUGUGCGAGUCAGACAGCGAAUGGAGAGCAAAGGAGGAUCAAUGGCAAAUGGCGAGCGGUCCAGGACAUACACGAGGUUUAUGAGGAAACCUGUUCGGAAGACCCGAGCAACUCCGAGCGCUCCCCGAACACCAUGUAUUGUUAUUGCCGAGGCGACCGAUGCAAUGGUAGUCAACAAAUACUAGGGAGUUUGUUAGCGUUUGCUGCUGUCAUUAUUUUAGGUGUUUUAAGUUAG